This is a messenger RNA of Knipowitschia caucasica, 1551 nucleotides long. The record is from the annotation of a GenBank genome assembly. NCBI's taxonomy places the organism in Eukaryota, Metazoa, Chordata, Actinopteri, Gobiiformes, Gobiidae.
AUGCCACCUGCCAAUAUGAAUAAAGUGUUUGUCAUCGGAGUCGGUAUGACAAAGUUUGACAAGCCUGGAGCCAGAGAUGAUUAUGACUAUCCUGACAUGGCCAAAGAAGCUGGUCAAAAGGCAUUAGCUGAUGCAAAGAUCCCAUAUUCUGCUAUUGAGCAAGCAUGUGUUGGAUAUGUUUAUGGAGACUCCACAUGUGGACAAAGGGCGCUUUACCACAGUCUUGGUUUAACCGGGAUCCCCAUCCUCAACGUGAACAAUAACUGCUCCACCGGCUCCACUGCUCUGUUCAUGGCUCGCCAGCUCGUUCAGGGAGGACUGGCAGACUGUGUGCUUGCUCUUGGAUUUGAGAAAAUGGAGAGGGGUUCCCUUUCUGCAAAGUUCAUGGACAGGACAAAUCCGAUGGACAAACACAUGGAGGUUAUGAUUAAUCGCUAUGGCAUGGCAGCAGCUCCAGCAGCACCUCAGAUGUUUGGCAACGCUGGAAGGGAGCACAUGGAAAAAUAUGGGACAAAACCGGAGCACUUUGCCAAAAUAGCCUGGAAGAAUCACAAGCAUUCUACCAACAACCCGUAUUCUCAGUUCCAGGCUGAGUAUAGUUUGGAUCAAGUCAAAGGUUCCAGACAGGUCUUUGAAUACCUCACUCUGCUGCAGUGUUGUCCCACCUCAGAUGGUGCGGCGGCUGCAGUUUUAGCGAGUGAGGAUUUUGUCCGCAAACACCAUCUGGAAAUGCAAUCUGUUGAGAUCUUGGCCCAGGAGAUGGUGACAGAUCUGUCGUCCACGUUUGAUGAAAACAGCUGCAUUAAAAUGGUAGGAUAUGACAUGUCAAACAUAGCUGCUAAAAAGUGUUACAAUUCCUCUGGGCUGACUGCUAAUGAUGUCGAUGUGGUAGAACUACAUGACUGCUUCUCAGCCAAUGAGCUUAUUACAUAUGAGGCUUUGGGCCUGUGUCCAGAAGGCAAAGCUGGAGAGUUUAUUGACAGAGGUGCCACAGGCCUAGCCCAGUGUGCGGAGCUCUGCUGGCAGCUCAGAGGGGAGGCUGGUAAGCGGCAGGUGAAAGGAGCAAAAGUAGGCUUGCAACACAACAUCGGGUUAGGAGGAGCAGCGGUGGUCACACUCUACAGGCUGGGAUUUGCGGAUGAUGCCAGAAGUAUGGUUUCUGCCAUUGCUACGAGUGCAAGCAACAAUCUGGAAGGUUUUAAAUCUUUUUCCGUCUUCAAAGAAAUUGAGAAUCACCUCCAAAAGGAGGGAGCUCAGCUGGUGAAAAAGGUGGGUGGAGUUUUUGCCUUCAAAGUAAAGGAUGGGCCAGAGGGGAAAGAGGCGACUUGGAUCGUGGACGUGAAAAAUGGAAGUGGAUCUGUUUGCAAUGAUCCAGCCAUCAAGGCUGACUGUACUCUGGCUGCCAGUGAUGCAGACCUGUUGGAGCUGAUGACCGGACAAUUGAACCCACAAAUGGCGUUUUUCAAAGGAAAACUGAAGAUCACAGGUAACAUGGGCAUGGCCAUGAAACUACAAAACCUACAGAUCGCACCAGGGAAAGCAAAGCUGUGA